Elgaria multicarinata webbii is the source of this 1559-nucleotide messenger RNA. It is a transcript of the gene ANP32B, whose product is annotated as acidic nuclear phosphoprotein 32 family member B. Lineage: Eukaryota; Metazoa; Chordata; Lepidosauria; Squamata; Anguidae. Gene Ontology annotation, cellular component: nucleus. The coding region runs from base 246 to 1013 and encodes 255 amino acids. Gene Ontology annotation, molecular function: histone binding. The transcript is spliced from 7 exons. The record is from RefSeq and is a predicted model, not a curated record. Gene Ontology annotation, biological process: regulation of apoptotic process.
CGGUCAGUCCGUCGGGUGAUUCGGCUGGGCUCAGAUCAGGCGGAGGCCUCGUUGCCAGUUUAACUGCAGUCGCGACGGCUGCGAAGGAGGCGCUGAGCGCUCCCGCCCUCUCCUCCUCCUCCUCCUCCUCCUGCUGCUGCCUGCAACUCCCCCUCAACUGCUGCCCUGCGAGUUAACUCGGCGCCGUGCGCACAGGGCCUGAGUCCGGGCCCGUUCCGCUCAUUCUUCCACCUCACGCCGCCGCCAUGGACAUGAAGAAGCGGAUCCACUUGGAGCUGCGGAACCGGACCCCGCCAGAUGUCCAAGAGCUUGUUCUUGACAACUGCAGAUCAAAUGAAGGCAAAAUUGAGGGGCUGUCAGGAGAGUUUGUCAACUUGGAGUUUCUCAGCUUAAUAAAUGUUGGACUGACCUCUGUCCUCAAUCUCCCUAAACUCCCCAAAUUGAAAAAGCUUGAACUCAGUGACAACAGAAUUUCUGGAGGUCUUGAUGUAUUAGCAGAAAAACUUCCUAACCUCACACAUCUAAACCUCAGUGGAAACAAGCUGAAGGAUAUUGGUACCUUGGAGCCAUUGAAAAAAUUGGACUCUCUGAAGAGCCUUGAUCUGUUCAACUGUGAGGUAACAAACCUAAAUGACUACCGAGAGAGCGUCUUUAAACUUCUCCCCCAGCUCACCUACCUGGAUGGAUAUGAUCAGGAAGAUAAAGAAGCUUCUGACUCAGAUGCUGAAGUAGAUGGUGUUGAUGAGGAAGACGAGGAAGAAGGUGAGGAAGAAGAUGAAGAUGAAGAGGAAGAUGGUGAGGAGGAAGAGUUUGAUGAGGAGGAUGAGGAUGAAGGGGAAGAAGAAGGGGAAGAUGAGGAAGAUGAAAUAAGCGGAGAGGAGGAAGAGUUUGGACGUGAUGGUGAGGAAGAGGAGGAGGAAGAUGAAGAGGAGGAGGAAGAUGAAGAGGAUACUGGGAAAGGUGAAAAGAGAAAAAGAGAAGCAGAUGAUGAAGGGGAUGAAGAAGAUGACUAAGGCCUCCUGUGCCCCUAAAGGACUGUUCAGUAUUGCUCGGGCCACCCCUUGGAUGAUCUGUAACUUGAGAAGCACGUGAGGCACAUCUGUAGUCGUCUAACAACCCCCCUCCCCCCUCCAGGUGCAGCACUCAAAGAGCCAAAGAGUCGGCCAUUCCUGUGACAUUCCACACACCCUGCAACUGAUCUCUCCAGGUGGUUACAGAUCUAGCCCUCUUGGGGCUAGCACCUUCACUUAUCCUCUUGGGGUUCCCAGGCCUUCAUCUCCCACUGUUGCCAUAGCAAGAAGAACAAGUGUGAUGGCUCAGUCCUGGUUGUCAGGGGCUACACACUACCCACUGACUGUAGUCCCCUUUUUACUUUCUGUGCAACGAGGCUUUGUAAAUAGAGUCCUGAUGUUUUGGGGACUGUUCUUCAUGCUUUGCUUUUCCUGCCUUCUUUUCCUUUUCUAAGCCGUUGGAUAUUUUUUACAUUAGGAUGUUUUAUGCAACAACAGAAAAGUAUUUUUAAGAACUUGAAUGAAAUAAACGUUAUUUGGUAAAACUAA